Leptidea sinapis is the source of this 5459-nucleotide messenger RNA. RefSeq names its product zinc finger protein 470-like. Lineage: Eukaryota; Metazoa; Arthropoda; Insecta; Lepidoptera; Pieridae. Gene Ontology annotation, cellular component: nucleus. The coding region runs from base 134 to 2761 and encodes 875 amino acids. The record is from RefSeq and is a predicted model, not a curated record. Gene Ontology annotation, molecular function: zinc ion binding. The transcript is spliced from 26 exons.
AUUAAAUUUUAUCACGUAAUGGUGGCGGCUUGUUGAAUAGAACAUGGCUGACAACAUAUUAUUGUGAAUUGUGAUCAAGAGGAAACAUUCAACUAAUCAGAAUCUAACAGUAUUCUAACUUCAAAAGUGCAGAAUGAAUUGCUAUAUCUGCAAUAAACAAGAUGGGGGAGUGGAGAAUACAACCAAUUUAUUUGACAUAAAGGCACCAAAAUCGGGAUUUAAGAUCUCACAAAUAUUAUGCAACAUGACUGGGAUUGCAGUGUCCAAAGAAAAUAAAACUGCAACAACUUUAUGUGCAAAUUGCUAUAAAAACUUGUUGGAAUAUGACUUUUUAUAUCAUUGGGUAGAGGAAAAGAAAGCUAGUAUCUGUUCAAAAAUACAAAAAUCAAACCUUAUAAGACAAGUUAGCAAGGAUAUUAAAAAAGAGAAUGUCAAUACUGAAGAACCAAGAAAACCAAAAAUUAAGAGACUUGUGGUUCCUGCUUCAAAGUUACAGAAUUUACCAUCAAAUUAUGUUCUUAAGCCCAAUGUGCUCUUACCUUCAGGGAAGAAAUCCAUUGGAACGGUGCGAUCAAAUUUAAAACCAAUGGUAGUGUUGAAGUCAGAAGAGGCAAACAAUAUUACAGAAGCGAAAAAAUCUUUGCCUAAAAAGACCAUUAAAAGUAUGCCGAUGUUGGAGAUUGAACAGAAUUCAAUCGUUUCAUUGUCUGAUGGAUGUAGAGGUGAAGGAAAAGGAAAGGAGAAGAAAGAUGUGGUGGUGAAGGAAAAUGAUGAACCAAUGGAGAUUGAUAAAGAUGGUAAACCUUCGGAAAUUGUCAAACCCACUGAAAGUACUUCGAACACAAAUAAAGAGGAGGACAAACUAAAUAAACAAGACUACGUCAAUAUUGUAAUAACUUCUGGAUCCGAGACUUGUGCAGAAAAUAAGGCGACAAUCAGUAAAGUUAAAGAGCUAAGUGAUAAGAAUGGCAAACAAGUUGGGGAAACCACAUUUGGGAUAAAUAGUAAGAACAGCUUGUUCAGAAUAAUAAGAGGGAAGGAGAUUGUGUAUGGCGGAAACAAGAUAUCGCUUGUGAUGCCCGAUACGUCUACCGCCGACAAUGACGGACAAGACUCAAACGAUGAAUCGCAGAUCGAGUUGCAGCUGUCUGGGGAUGAAGAGACAGCUAAUGCGAUCAUAGCGGCUGCACGAGUCAAAGGUGGCGCUUUUAUAAAAGUUGAGUCCGGAGAGAUGUACCGGGUAGAAUCUAUUGAGAGCAAGAUACAGGAGGCCGAGUCCGAUAAUGUUGAAACGGAAGCCGUUGGUCAAAUCGGAACUGUAUUGAAGUGUCGCGUAUGUGAGAGGAAUAAUAAAGAGUUCACAGGGUCCGCCGUCGCGAUGGAAAAACAUAUGAAAGAACAUGAGGCGAAAGAAAAACACGAAUCGCGUGAAACACCGGCAGCCGCCUCGAAGAGCAAGGUGCAUAAAUGUGAAGUUUGUGAUAAAACCUUCAAUUCCCGUGCACUGCUGGUGGAGCACACGAACAAACACACAGGCAAUCGGCCGUACAGUUGCGACAUAUGCCAGAAGAGUUUCGGGUCCAAAUACACGCACCAAGCCCAUAUGAAGACUCAUGCGAACCGGCCCAGACCGUAUCGGUGCGCGGAAUGCGGCAAAUCAUUCUUGACCGAACACAACCUUAUGCAUCACCACAAAACGCAUUUGGGCGUCAAGGAGUUCAUAUGUAAAGACUGUGGCAAAGCGUUCAGUACCCAGCAUAAUUUGGAAGUACAUGGAGUGGUCCAUUCUGGGAUGCGGCCGUUUGCGUGUGAUGUGUGCAGCAAAGCCUUCGCAAGGAGAGCUGAGCUUCGUGAUCACAUGAGAAUCCAUACAGGCGAGCGUCCAUUUGAGUGCGAGACAUGCGGUGCGUGUUUCUCGCAGCGAUCCAACUUGUACUCUCACCGACGUGCCACGCACCUCAAUGACCGUCGCCAUCACUGUGGCACGUGCAGCAAGAAGUUCAAGCGGCGUCGGUUGUUGGACUACCACGUGAUGGCGUGUCACACCGGCGAACGGCCGCUAAAGUGCAACAUCUGCGAUGCAACUUUCGUGUACCCCGAGCAUCACAAGAAACAUAUGAGGAUACACAGCGAGGAAAAGCCGUUUUCGUGCGAGGUGUGCAAUAAGGGGUUCAAUUCUCGUGACAACCGCAACAUUCAUCGCUUCGUGCACAGCGAGAGGAAACCGUACGAGUGCGUAUUGUGCGGCACGGGUUAUAUGAGGAAACAUCAGCUGUUCCAGCACAUGGCCAAUGCUGGUCAUGAUGCACAGUCAAUCGUGGCAAAUCAACCAAGGGUUAUCAAAAUGAGUGAUGGUAGUAACGCCAUCACCGUUAAAUCUGUGAUCAUCAACAAAGACACUCAAGAGAAAUUGUUCAUAGAUGACACCGAUGAUGCAAAUUUGAAUUCCGAAGAACAGACUAUUUUGGAAGUAGAAGCUGCUAGGGAGAGUCCAGCGCAGAUCUACAUCAGCACCAGUGAUAAUAAACUUAUAUUCCAAGACGGUAAAACUGUAGAGUUAUCGCAUGAUCAAGACGAGGAACCGACGUUGGUGACAAUACAUAACAUGGACAACACCAUAACUGAAGGCAGCGUGAUUCAGAACUUCACGGCGGAACAACUGCAAAACGCACAGAUCAUUUCUGAAGGCAACGAGGCAGUGCGCUUGAUACAGAUCGAGCUACCGAACGGACACAGUGGCUGGGUGGCUGUCAGCGAGUAGUACUAAAAACUUAAGUUUGGGGGAAAUUGUGGCUUUACCCCAAAGUCGUAUUUACCCCAAAUGCUUCAAACGCAGAAGCAAAUGAUAGCACUCUGUGUAAAUGCACAGGUCAAAUUACACACAGAAAAAAUAAAAUAUUACACAGAAAUUAAAUGCUUGGUGUUGCCAGAACUUGGGCAACGGGUUUGACUCACAAUCGAGGCGCGUAUUACAACGAAAUUAAAAGUUUUAUUUUAUUUAUUCCAAACUGAAAUAAGUUUCGUUAAGGUUGGGUACUUUUUGUAAAUUAUUAAACGGAUAGAGGUGAUUACCCACCAUCAAAUGUUUGUGAUCUCUUAUUGUAUUUCCAUAUUUUAUUUAAUAUAUUAUUAUAAAAUUACGGGUAAUUAUAUCCAGAAAACUAUCAGUUACCAUUUCUUAACACAUAUUUUAUAAAGAAAAAUGUCAUUCACAAUCACAUGAAAAUAACAAGUCAUUGACAAUUUCGUUCAAACACCACCACCACUUUCAUUUAUAAUAUCUUAGAUCAUUUAUAAGUUUAGAUAGACUAUGACAGCUGUGAAAACGUCGAAAAUAAUGGACUGUAUGCGGUGUUUACAUUUAACUGAAUUUAGACAAGUAUAAUCGCAUUCAGCAAACUAGCUUACUAAAUUCAGAAGUAAUGAUGGGUUCUGAAUGACUGAAUCACUUAGAAACUUAAUUAGAAACGCAUUUAGGAAAGUGUAAUCGCAUUUAGUUACUGAUUUCAGUCGCUGGUGGCUCUUCGUGCGUGGAGGACGUAUCUAAGUUUUAUGUUCCCGAAUAAUAGUAAUAGCCUAAGCAAGUUUCAGAGAUAGUUUUUGUCAGCAGGCCUUGGGAUAUUAAAGAAAUGAAAUUUGAAAAGUGUCGUACAAAUCGCGAGUGAAAGCUUGUCACGCACACUAAACUAAUAUUCCUGGCCUGUUUUUAUCGGUUGUCUAAUAGCAAGAGAAUCUAUCUAGAAGUAUAAAACAUCUAAGGAAUCACGGACUAGUAAAAACAGAAGGAGUCCGUAAUAUUAGCAAGUGAAGCACCUUUAUCCUAGUGUGUGUGCGGUUACGGGGUAUACCAGAUACACAAUUUUUUCUCCCUUAAAAAAUCAUAUAUCCACAAAUACUUUUAUAGUGUUAUUUUUACACUUUUUCACAACGCACGACGGCAUUUUUAAAAUAUUUUAUUGCGACGCAAACUGAUCUGUCACAGACGAAUCUCAUAAUGGUGGCCGAUCGGCUUGUAUUAGUGUGUGUGCGUGUGGCUAUGUAUUUACACGUUCACCGGCCUGUUUUGGUGCCUCGCUGUUAUGUAAGGUGACACGGAGUCCUUCUUAUUUUACUAGUCCGUGCUCAGAAUAAGAUAUUGUUUCCAUAAUUUAACGCAGGACUAUUGAUACGUUUAAUAUUGUAAUCAUUCUCUUAUUUUCUAGUACUGUUUGCUAGACUGCAUAAUAUUAUUAUUUCUUUAACUAUUUUACGUAGUUAUUAGUUAUUAAAAGCAAGUGUUGUGUAACCGUAAAAUAUAGUGUGUCCCAUGACUAUACCACACCUUAAAUAUUGUAGAUGUAACAAUUUACUGUGUGCUUAUGUAUGCACGCAAGAAGUUAUUUGGCCUAAAAAAGCAAAAAUCCUUAAGUUUAUUUAUUCCUCGUGCUAUUCUACGUUUGUUGAAAGAACAAUAUUGUAAAAAUCUUGCAACGAUGGCUUUGACAAUUAAUUAUUAAAUAACGAAUACGACUAUACGGGCUUGAACCCUUUGCCUAUCCCAAUAAUGGACGAAGAAAGCAAAGAAAAAACGAAUGUCGCAAACGCCAGAAUAUUUUAAGAACCAACUUCAACCUGCUACUAUCGUGUUACAGUGAUGUGCAUCUUAAAAUUUCACUCUUAUCAUUUUUUCAUAACGCGCCUAAAGAAGUAUAACUUCAAAAAGGCUUCAUAAUAAGGCUUUUAUUUUGCUACAUAACAUAGGAUCAAAAAUAGAAGAAACACUAUGAAUUUAUUUAUUUUUUUAAUUUAAAAUUAAAGUGACCCAUUCUGUUGAAUAACAAUGUCGCAGUCUUUUGAUUAUUUUACUUCCUGUCGCUUUAUUGAUCAUGUUAUAGUCAAUAUUUAAAAUAAUAAGUCUAAGUUCAGUUUGUAGCUCGUGGACACUUUCAUACCAGUUCUUAUAAACUAAAUUUUUUAACGUAGCCCUUUUAAAAAUAAUUCUAGCGGGUUGAGGAUCUGGGGAUCUCGGUGGCUGUGGGGGAAUUUAUUUUGUUUGUACCUAGCUGGUUUGAUUCCCGGUUCAGGCAAUUAUUUAAAAAUCUAUAAACGCAGUUUAAAUUGUUUUUUAAACUAAAAUAAAUUCUUCUUUCAGUAAAUUGUUACACCUACAAUAUUAAAAAUACUUUCACUCCAUGUAGCACAGCCGUGGGAAGCCCUGUAUAUUCUGUUUUGCAGUGUGUGAGCACAUCAGAUAUUCUAAGUUUGUCUCAGAAUGACGGGCGCAGUAUGAUGUGAUCACAGUCUCUUCUUUAUAUCGUUUUGUAUUACUUUACGACUCAGACUUUCUAUAACAAGAUUAGCUUGUCAAUCUUCAUAUUAUUGUGUGAACGUUUUUUGAUUUUAAACAACUGACUAGUGACUAGCCCUAUGAUUUGUAUAUCAUCAUGAUUCUGGAAAUAAAUCUUUUUUCUAUUACAUAA